Messenger RNA from Venustampulla echinocandica, 1191 nucleotides. RefSeq lists its product as uncharacterized. The transcript has a single exon. The record is from RefSeq and is a predicted model, not a curated record. Lineage: Eukaryota; Fungi; Ascomycota; Leotiomycetes; Helotiales; Pleuroascaceae. The coding region runs from base 1 to 1191 and encodes 396 amino acids.
AUGACAUCCACUCCUACUUUACAAAACAUCAGUCUCAAGAUCCACGAUAAUGGCCGAGAUCAUGAUCGCCCUCCUAUAGUUCAGGCUCUACUAGAUUCGAUAUGCUUAAGCAGCACACUUUCAAGCGGCCGGCCGCUCCUCACGCACCUGAACGCAGACACAACAUGGCUCCUUUCCCUACCUCGCCCCGUGUCGGAACAUUCCACACCGAUCCGCGAGCGGAGCAGGGUCUUUUACCAUGUACUGAUUGAUCCAUGGUUACGGGGCGGGCAGAGUGAUGUAGCGAAGUUUUUCAGUCAGCAGUGGCAUGCGCAGGAGAGUGUUAUGCAGAGCAUACGGGAGGUUGAAGACCUAAUAAAGGACGUGGAAGUGAUGGCUGCGGAGAGAUCUUCGACGGAGGGUACCGCAGGGCUGAAUCCGGGCCGCUCAGAAUGUGAGCAGGAGGAUAGAUAUGAAGAAGAUAUGGAUAAUGAGAGUUAUAUCGACGCUGUGGUCAUAAGCCAUGAGUUCACAGACCAUAUGCACAAAGAGACGCUCCUCGAAAUCAAUCCGCGCGUCCCUGUCUUUGCAACUACCAAAGCAGCAUCUGUAAUUCGGUCCUGGAAGCACUCCGAUUUCGUCGCUGAGAUACCGCGGUUUAUGGGGGACUGGCGGGCUUCGUCGAUAGACCCUCUACCGAAAUGGUUGGGCGUAUCAAGAGUCGCGUAUGCCGGGUCUGAUAUGCUUUAUUAUCAUUCUGCAAUCAUGAUUGCCUUUACUAUAUUAGAGAACGAGACUGAGCAGCGGACGGAAGCUGAAGCAAUUAUCUAUACACCUCAUGGCGUUUCUCCCGACGAUGUCGCGCCUGUUGCUAAAGCAGAGCCGUCUAUAAAAACGCUGGCAUUACUCCAUGGUUUGCAGGAUAUCUAUAUCUCUCGCCCAAUAGGCGCGCAACUUAAUAAAGGGGCCCAUAACGGGCUGAAGAUUCAGAGGCUACUGGAUGCAAAGCAUUGGAUUGCCACUCAUGACGAGGUUAAGAAAGGCGGUGAGAUUGUCAGUUGGUUUUUACGGAGGAGGAUCCUUACUCUCCAGGAGGCGGUUGAGAGGGAGAAGUUGGAUAAGGGGAAGGAGUUAAAGGGUGGGGAGUUAGAGGCGAUGGCGGAAGUUAGAUUCAGGGAGUUGGGGAAUGGGGAGAGUUUGAUUUUGGAGUGA